Molecule: messenger RNA, 3164 nt
Organism: Perca fluviatilis (European perch)
Lineage: Eukaryota; Metazoa; Chordata; Actinopteri; Perciformes; Percidae
Gene: tmem110l
Product: transmembrane protein 110, like
Exons: 8
Coding region: 265-1179 (304 amino acids)
Cellular component (GO): membrane
Source: RefSeq, a predicted model, not a curated record
UGUGACAGUUGGUGUUUACGUUGUCAUAAACGUGGAUGUGAGUCAGAUAAUCGAUUCUGUUGUCUGCUUUUUGCAUCAUGGGAUGUAGCAUCAGUCUCUGGGAACACUGAAGGAAGACUUUACCUUACGUUACAUCGAAAGCCGGAAAAAUCUGGCGGUUUGUUUUUCUCGAAUAAAAGAAAGGCAGCCUAAGCUCUUCCUAGCUCACCGAGGGAGUGCACCUUUUGUGUCAGACGGCUGUGUUGUUUUUUUAAUCGUGUCAACAUGGACAUGUACGGAUACAGCGGGGUCUUCUUGGUGAAAAGAUUCCUGGACAAUGGCGUUUUUGAAGUCACAAACAUGUCUGACAUCAGCAAGUUGAAUCCUCACGGCUGCGAUAACGGAGCCCUGACGGACAGGUUCGGCGUCUUGAUCCAGGGACUCCUGGCUUUCGUUGCCUUCAGUACGCUGAUGUUGAAGAGGUUCCGGGAGCCUGUAGGGAUCAGACGACCAUGGAGAAUCUGGUUUUAUGACACAUCCAAGCAGGCCAUCGGUGCUCUUUUCAUCCACUUUGCCAACGUCUUCCUGUCCACGCUCACCGAAGAGGACCCGUGCUCCCUGUAUCUGAUGAACUUCCUGCUGGACGCCGUGCUGGGGAUGCUGGUCAUCUGGCUGGCCGUGAAGUUGGUGUCCAAACUAGUGGAGUACAAGCAAUGGACGUUGCUCAUGUUUGGCGAAUAUGGCGACCCUCCCCAGGCUGCAGCCUGGCUGGGUCAGUGUGGCAUCUACCUGCUCAUCAUGGUGCUGGAGAAAGGUGUCAUCAGCCUGGUGCUGCUCGUCCCCGGAUGGUCCAGAUUGCAGGAGGUGUUGCUAAGCUACAUUGCUAACCCUCAGCUGGAGCUGGUACUGGUCAUGCUCAUUGUUCCCUUCAUAGUGAAUUCCAUCAUGUUCUGGGUGGUGGACAGCCUGAUGAUGAGGAAGUACAAGACGAUGAAGAGCCUGGAUGACUCCUGCGACAGCGCUUCGAAGAAGGCCGACUCGCUGCCCUGGGCCAACAGUGAAGAGUCAUUGAUCCUGCUGGCUGCAGAGACAGACACAGACGAGGCUUCAGAGGGGGAGGAAGAGCCAGGCGAUGACGGACCUGACCCUUAUGUUCAGUAUUCUGGAGGACCGCUGAGACCCAGCUGGGUGGUGGUAUAAACCCAGGUGAUGCUACCCAUCUGUCCUCUAUCCGCACACAACACAACUCUUUAGAGCCUAAAUAUGAGCAAACGCAAACAAGCCUUGCAUCCGUAACUCCUCAAGGGUCUAACUAUCGGCUUCCUUGUAAACAAAGGCACAAUUAAAAGGUCUUAUAACCUGUGAAUGUGAACAUUACAGCCUGAGCUGCCUUCCUCUGCACUGAACUGGAGCUUGACUCAGUGCAUGCAUGUAAAUCAAAUAGCAUUUUGUGGCAAGGAAUUUAGAAGCUCUUUAUCCUCUCACCUUGCUGCCUCCGUUUGCUGCAAGAGAACAUUAGAGCAACCACAACUGAACGUGUUUGGAGAGAGAUUAUUAAGAAAGCAGCGGCCGCAGGGCAAACCGUGCGGGUGGGAAUGACGAGCUCUGAGAUAAAUCUGUCUUCUCUUCAGACUGGGGACUUUUGGAAAUGAUGUUGCUCUAAAGAGAGUCAUUUAUUGUGUAUCAUAUUGCAAAGAGAAGCAAGUGAUUAAAAUGUUCUAAGAUUUUACUCCGUCAAAUAUAAUCACUUUUAAUCCACCUUUUUAAUUAAGGUGUAAUUAUAGUAAUUCUGGCGAUUUCUUCCUCUGGCUGCUUACUUUAAGUCUGAAAGACUGUUAAUGGUCUCUUUUUUUUUUUUUUUUUAAACCAUGCAUACGCUACCAGUCAAAAGUUUGGGGUCACUUAGAAAUUUCCAUUACACUCCAUUAUAGACAGACGGUAUUCUGUCUAUAAUGGAGUGGAAUGGAAAUUUCCCCAAACUUUUGACCGGUAGUGUAUAUUGAUUUUAUUGGCUGCUGCAGUCAAGAUGGACCAAACACGUUGAAAGCAGUGGUUAAAUGAAAAGUUUUAGUUCUUUGCAACAGGCUUUUAAAAGCAUUUUAUAUGUGGGCAGGAAAUUGUUUCAUGUCAUGGUUUAAAGGACCAGGUCACACUACGUUUCUGCUUCUGAUUUUCAUAUUUCUUGUAAACGAUGGAGGCUAAACCCCUGAGAUUUUCAGAAUAAUGUCGGAAUAUUUUGAGAAAAAGCUGUGAAAGAGGAAAAACAGUGCCAAUUUUAAAAGAAAAGGUUACAAGAGUAAAGUCAUAAUGUCAAGAGAAAAAUGUAAUUGCAGGCAAGCUGUUUCCCUCGGUUUCCAGUGUUUGUGCUAAGCUAAGCUAACCAUCUUCUGGCUGUAGCUUUGUAUUCAAAAGACCGAUAUCGUAGCGGUAUCGAUCUUCAGCAAAAAUGCGAAUAUGCAUAUUUCCGAAAACCUAUUGCUUUUUAAAAUGAAGUUUUAUGAUACGUUUUUAGUAAAACAACCUUUUUCUUGAAAUCUUACGUCUUUAUUCUUGUUACUGUUUUGUUUUUUAUCAUAAAGUUAAGCCUUUAUUUUUUAUCAAACUUACAACUUCCCUAUCAUUCCAUCAUAUCAUCAUUCCAUUUUUUUUCCCUCAAAAUAUUAUGACUUUAAUCUCAAAAUGUCCAAUUUGUUUUCCCUAAAAUUGGUCCUAAUACUCUUUCAUAGUAAUUCUCUGUGGGAUGAUUCAGUAGCUGUGUAUCAAAACUACUGCAAGUUAUGGCACAUUUCUUUUAUUUAUUGUGUUCAUAUUUAAUAUGUAUUUGACUUUAUGUAUUGUGGUCCAGUCUGUGGUAACAACAUUGGAACAGGAAGUUUUUAGCCAAUAUAGCAAAUGAGAGAAUUUUAAGAGUCAUCGCCGAACUACAGGAGGUAAACAUUUCCAUUCUCCUGUUUGCAUUCACACUUUAAAAGCCAAAAGGUCUACAGUUUGACAUAUUCCGACUGUAUCGUUUUAUUAAUAUUCCAAUGUAUCUUGUGUAUUUUCUUUUAUAAACCCAAUUAUGAACAUGUGGAUAAACUGGCACAGCACGCUCUGUCAUUAACGGGCCUGUAAAGUGCCACGGUGCCUCUUACCGAAUGCAUCUCUUUAAUCUGUACUAUGAAUAAAGAUGAUUGACACAUGAA